UCCCCGGAGCCAGGACCCAGGAUGAGCGUGAAGCCCCCGGCCGCCGCGUGCUGACAGCCCCCCACCCCACCCUGCUGCUUCGUCCCAUGCUGGUCUCCGCCACGUGAAGUCUCCAGGACCACAGCCCCACAGACCACCCGCCACGCCGGCUGCCGAGAAGAUGCGGCGCGUGCUCCUGUGCCUGCUCUGGCUGCUGCGGGCGGCGCGGGGCCAGGCGGCGGCCAGGCCCAACAUCGUGCUGCUCAUGGCUGACGACCUGGGCAUCGGGGACCCCGGCUGCUACGGCAACACGACCCUCAGGACCCCCAAUAUCGACCGGCUGGCGGCCGGUGGGGUGAAGCUCACGCAGCACCUGGCCGCCUCCCCUCUCUGCACCCCGAGUCGGGCGGCCUUCCUCACCGGCCGCUACCCCAUCCGCUCAGGGAUGGCCUCGCGCUCACGCGUGGGUGUGUUCCUCUUCACGGCGUCCUCGGGCGGCCUCCCGCCCAGCGAGAUCACCUUCGCCACGCUGCUCCGGGACCAAGGCUACCGCACGGCGCUGGUCGGGAAGUGGCACCUGGGCAUGCACUGUGCCCACGCCGACGACUUCUGCCACCACCCGCUGAGCCACGGGUUCGAGCACUUCUACGGGCUGCCGCUGACGAACCUGCGGGACUGCAAGCCGGGCGCGGGCAGCGUGUUCGGCACGGGCGUGCGGCUGCUGGUGUUCCUGCCCCUGCAGCUGCUGGCCGUGGCGCUGGUCACGCUGGCCGCCCUGCGGCGCCUGGGCCUCCUGCGCGUGCCCCCGCUGGCCUUCGGGCUGCUGCUGGCGGCCGCCGUGGCGCUGCUGGCGCUGCUCGUGGCCUUCCUGCACACCUACCGGCCGCUCAACUGCUUCCUCAUGCGCGGCCGCCACGUCACGCAGCAGCCGCUCUCCUACGAGCUGCUCACACAGAGGCUCACGGCAGAGGCCACCCGCUUCCUGCGCCAGAGCGCGGGGUCGCCCUUCCUGCUGCUGGUGUCGUACCUGCAGGUGCACACCGCCCUCUUCUCGGGCCCGGACUUUGCCGGCCGCAGCCGGCACGGCGCCUACGGGGACGCGGCCGAGGAGAUGGACUGGAGCGUGGGGCAGAUCCUGGACACGCUGGACGAGCUGGGUCUGGCCAACAACACCCUCGUGUACUUCACCUCGGACCAGGGGGCGCACGUGGAGGAGGUGAGCCUCAAGGGUGAGGUCCACGGAGGCAGCAACGGCAUCUACAAAGGGGGCAAAGGUAACAACUGGGAGGGCGGCAUCCGUGUGCCCGGCAUCGUGCGCUGGCCCGGGGUGCUGCCCGCCGGGCUGGAAGUGGACGAGCCCACCAGCAACAUGGACAUCUUUCCCACGCUGGCCGGGCUGGCCGGGACCCCGCUGCCAGAUGACAGGGUCAUCGACGGCCGGGACCUCAUGCCCCUGCUGCAGGGCACGCGCGCGGUCUCGGAGCACGAGUUCCUCUUCCACUACUGCAACUUCUACCUCAACGCCGUGCGCUGGCGGCCCCGGAACAGCUCUAGCGUGUGGAAGGCGCUGUUCUUCACGCCCAAGUUCUCCCCCGAGGGCGCCAACGGCUGCUUCCCCAGCCACGUGUGCUUCUGCCACGGCCCCUUCGUCACGCAGCACCACCCGCCGCUGCUCUUCGACCUGUCGCGGGACCCGCGGGAGCGCACGCCGCUCACGCCCGCCACGGAGCCGCAGUACCCGCGCGUGCUGGCCGCCGUGCGCCGGGCCGUGGAGCGCCACGCGCAGACGCUGCGGCCGCGCGCGCCCGACCAGAUGGCCGCGGGCCACCUCGUGUGGAAGCCCUGGCUGCAGAUGUGCUGCUCCACCUGGAGCCAGGGCUGCCACUGCGACCGGGAGCCGCCACCGCCCAGCCCCGGCACCCACUAGCCGGACCCACCUGCCGGGGGUGGGGGGGGACGGAACACCGCCUGGACACCCCAGGGACGGGCACACCCAAUGCAACCGAGUCCGGCCCGCGCCAGCACCCGCCUUCCUCCUCGGCUGGGGCAGGAAGAGCAUCGGGUGCAACUGGGGCGCCGUGCUCCCGUGGCCCCCUGCCACGCCGGCUGGGCACGCCACGGACCCCACAAAGCGCUACGGCACCGAAGGCUCCUCCCUCGGCCACCCCCCACCCACCGUGCCGAGUGCCCCACUCGCCCCUGCCCCCGUGGCACCCAGCCUGCCCUGGCAGUGUCCACGUAGGCAGGGGGCCCGUGGCAUGGCCGUGCCGCCCUCCCCACCGGGCACGCCCACCACCAAAGCUCCUCUCGUGUGGAGUGCAGGGCGGAGGCGUGGCCUGAGGGGGCUGGAGGCGGGCACGGUCACUGGGCCGUCAUCCUGCCGCGUCCGUGGGGGUCUCGCCAAGGCCUCGUGCGGUGGCACCCUGCCACGCCUGGACCCCCAGGUUGGGUGGGUCAGGGAGGGGCAGAGAAGCGUGUGGCAGCGACCGCCCCCUCCCAUGGCGGACGGGCAGGCCCCCGCCGCUGGGGCCCCCGUGCCACACGCCGUGGCCACUGCUCCUGCAGAAUGUGCCCUGGGUGAUGGGCCACGCCAGGAGGGUCCCGUCACUGGGGGCCGGGCCCCGCAGAGAGGAGGGGCCACCAGUGUGCCGGGGGCUCGACAACCCGCCCUCCAGACCACUCUCUGUGUCUACAGACCGCUUCCUGUCCCUGCAGGCCACUUCCUGUCUCUGCAGGCCACUUCCUGUCCCUGCAGGCCACUUCCUGUCUCUGCAGAUUAUGCCCUUCCCUCCUAUGAAGUAUUUCCUGUCUCUGCAGACCACCUAUGUCCCACCUACAGACCACUUCCUGUCUCUACAGGCCACUUCCUGUCCCUCCAGACCACUUCCUGUUUCUACAGGCCACUUCCUGUCUCUGCAGAU
This is a messenger RNA of Sorex araneus (European shrew), 2900 nucleotides long. RefSeq names its product steroid sulfatase (gene STS). Bases 161 to 1906 code for a protein of 581 amino acids. NCBI's taxonomy places the organism in Eukaryota, Metazoa, Chordata, Mammalia, Eulipotyphla, Soricidae. Gene Ontology annotation, molecular function: arylsulfatase activity. The record is from RefSeq and is a predicted model, not a curated record. The transcript has 11 exons.